This is a messenger RNA of Chironomus riparius, 1758 nucleotides long. The record is from the annotation of a GenBank genome assembly. Lineage: Eukaryota; Metazoa; Arthropoda; Insecta; Diptera; Chironomidae.
AUGCCGUCAGCUAAGAGACAAAAUUUCUUCGGUCCUUGGACAAGAAGUGAUUCAACACACUCAAUUGUGAUGAAAAACUCAAUCAUAAAUUCAAACACAAAAAUUUAUUCAAAAACAGUGCCUUCAUCUCCGGUCAGUAAAUCGCCAUUUAACUCGCCACCUAGAUCAGGGUCUCCUCCAAAUGGAUUAAGUUCAUCACAUCCACAACCAUCAGCAUUAAGAAGACAUUUUUCAAGCACAUUUAUGCUCAUUCCUGAAGACCAGGAAUUAAAAAAAAUUGUUGACUCUAAAUCAAUCAGUAACGGAACUCAUAUACAUGCAAGUGAGGAUGAAAAACAUCAAGUUAGCAGUUUGCAUAUCAUUCUGAGAUUAAUUUUAUGGUGGCCAUUGUUGAUUAUUUCAUUGUGCCAAAAAUUCAUUAACUUUAUGAUGAAAAAUGUUUGGAAUUUCAAGUCAACUCCAUCAUUCUGGUUAUCAGCACUUUUGUGGCUCUUCUGGAAACUCAUUUCAUAUCCACUUGCACUGCUGAAAAAUGUCCUUAUUUUCUUACACACACCGGCACAUGAGAGAAGCAGGAAAAAGCGAACAGUCCUCAUUUCUGGCGGAAGUACAAUUCAGGCACUUCAUUUAGCUAGAAAUUUCCAUUCAGCUGGUGCACGAGUUAUUGCAUUUGAGUUUGAAGGACUUUUUGCACUAGCAAGAUUUUCAGUAGCCGUUGAUAAAUUCUACACAAUUCCAGCAUCAGCAAAAGAAAAUGCAAAUGAUUAUGUAAAUGCUGUUAUGCGCAUUGUUGAAAUUGAAAAGCCAUCACUCUAUAUCCCUGUUUGUGCAACAUCACCAGCUUAUUUCGAUGCACUAGCUAAGCCUCACAUGGAACUAGAAGGUGUCCAAAGAAUUUUUUGUCCUGGUGCUCAAGAAGUUUCAAUUCUUGAUGAUAUUGGAAGUGUUUUGAAGAAAUGCGAAAACCGAAAUAUUCCAGUUCCACCCUAUCGUGUAUUAAACAGCAAAGAAGAUCUGAUGAAAUUAUACGACUCUGGAUUUAUGAAAAACUUCCGUAAUGUUCUCAUAGCAACAGGUGCACAAGGAAUUAUUGAGAGACAAAAAUAUAUUCUGCCUGCAAAUAAACGCGAUUUAAAUUUAUCAGUAGAAAUAAGUGAAGAUAAGCCAUGGAUUGUCCUACGUGAUGUGCCCGGAAAACAUUAUGUGACAUGUAGCACGAUUAAAGAUUCAAAAGUUAUUGCUAAUGUCACUUGUGCGAUUCAACCUGAUACUCGCAAUUUAGUGCCUGAAUCAAAUCCUGAAAUCGAAAAAUGGCUUAACGACUUUUUCGAGAAGGUUCGCUUUAUGCGCAACAUAAAUGGACACGUAAGCUUUAGAUUUGUUAAAAGCGAAGCCAGUGGAAAUUUACUAACAUUAGGAACGCGAGUUGGUGUGACAUUAUCAUAUUUAUGUUAUACCGGUGUACAGUCACGUGUCGUACAAAAACCAUGUCCUCAUUUUGAACGCAAAAAUUCAGGCUCAAUGACACAAUCGAGACACUUUCUUCCUGACACAGUCGCAAACACAAUUAAGAAUCCUUCAGCGCAGUCAAUAGAGAAGCUGAUAGGAUCAGUAUUGGAUAAAAGAGAAGCAUUGUUCUUGUAUUGGGAUCCUCUACCUUAUAUAGCAUUUUAUCAUUUUCAAUUACCUCUCCGAAAAAUUUCAAAGUUCCUUAAACGACAUAGUAAACGAAGCAGUCAACAUUCAUCAGGACUUUGA